AUGGCGAGACUUAGGGAUGAAAGCCAUUUCUUUCCAGGAGUGCACUCCUCCAACGAAAUUCUAAGCCCCCAGCCCUGUGCCCCUCCCGGCAAGGAGCAUCUACUGGCCACAUUCGAGACGUCCCACGUUCCACACAGCGAUAACGGAUCAGCAACAGAUGGUAGCCGAAUUUCAAGCCAAGACUAUGAAUAUAAUUCAUCCAGCUCCUCGAACCGCCUCUCUACAAGCGACAUAUUCGGCCGUGAAAUAGAUGACGAACUCGAACACAUGAAAUCGCGUACAUCGAGCCGCUCAUCCAUUUCCUCCAUGCCAGCCUCCGUUCUUAUACAUCCUAUCAACGAUAUGAAAUCAAUGCCGCCAAUGAAUCUACACGAGAAAAUGGUCGGCUACACAAUCGAAGAAUCAGAAGCUAGCUUUGGCGACUUCGACGACCCGCCUAGAUCAAUGCGGACGAUUCGACCUCGAGAAGCCGCGUUUCGGAAACCGAGCUCCGUACGCGCUAUACAGAUGCAUACGGAGGACGAGGGGGAGGAAGACGAAUACUUGACUCCGCCAAGACGUCGGGCGGGAAUGCGUUCCCCCGGAUCUUCGCCUGUGAAACGGUCGCCAUAUUACUCGCCAAAUACUACGACCAAUAAACCUAAGCCAAAGAAGGAUUACCCUCUUGUCUUGCUACAUUGCAAUUUGCUUGCCCCCUCCAUCCCAGUUCCUGGUGCGUCAGAGCCGCAGAACCAAGAGAUCGUAGAGGAGGUUCUGCCACCUCAAUACUGGAAACGCUGGCGCCGAUUACAAGAGAAAGUCGGAUCCGGUGUCCUCCGUGACAGGGGUGUCUUAAUCUCUCACCCAGAAGAUUUGUAUGACAUGCUCGAAGAGCGAUUGUUGGAAAGUCUGGAACUGCAAUACGCACGGGUCCACCAAGGUCAUUUCCUCGGUCAUGAGGAAAGCAAUCCCGAAUCUGAGGGUGAGACUUCUGAUCAGAGCGAGAGCGAGACGGAUGGUGAGCAAGGCGAGGAGUGUCCAGACUGCGGUGGGCGUGUUCUUCACCAGACUGAUACCAACCGCAAAUGGGAGAUCCGGGUGUUUGCAGCCAAUGGACUAAUGCGCGCUGGUGCUUGGGCGGCUGCGUGGAAAGAGAUGGAGAAGGUUGAUGUGGAGGUUGGGCUCUGGCUGCCGUCAAACGUGCGCAGGGCAUUAGAGAAACGGAUCUUGGAGGAGCGCGCGUCUGCGCCGAAAGAAGAGCCUCAGGGUAUGCUAGCUAUAUGUGAGGCGGGGACCCAGGACAUGGAUCUUCGGCGCCUUUCUGUUCAAGGUCAAAUCAGGUCUUUUAGUGAGGCUGGGUCCAUUCAACCGUCCGCUCCUCCAGAACCUGCUCCAGUGCCGGCACCAGAGAUCAAAUACAAAGAACCGGAGCACCAGAUUGCCCUCGGGACGUUGCUCAUCAACUACAUUAGGGUGUUGGCUAGUGAUAAGCGGAAUAUAGCGCUGGUGAUCAUGUCUAUCGCUGUCGCAUUUCUUGCUUUUGGAACUGGCCCGCAGCAGCUACAACAGAUGCCCGCUAUGCAAUUCUUCUUCCAAAAUGGGGAGAGAUUGCCCUUCCCUGCCAGUAUGGAAGUGCCCUCGCCAAGCCUGUCCGUUGUCUCUGCGAGUAUCGAGUCUUUGAGUAUUGCCUCUUCUGUCAUGGCUUCUCCAGCCAUUGCCUUUGAGACACCUGUGCAGCUGGAAAGUAUUCCGACAAGUAAUGCAAUGGGGUCUGUGCAAGCUUCGAGCCCGGCUGAGCCUUCUGCUAUUGAGGAUGAGCCUCAACCCACAGAAACGAUGGACUCCUCUAUUGAAGAGCUUGAGGUUGACGCUACUAAUGAAUUCUCCUCUUCCACCGAGGCACCAAGCGAGACGCAGGUUUCUAACGCCAUCGAAGAACCUGAAGUCGAGCCAUUGGACGAAGCUGACUCAUUGGAGGUAUCUGAACAUGAAGAUCCUCUUCCGACCGAUGCGCCAGAAGCCGACUCAUUGGAGGAAGCCAAAGUCGACGCAUUGGGGAAUUCCGAAGAUGACGUUCCCCUUGUCACCGAUGCACUCGAACAGCCAGUUUUGGCGUCUAUUGUUCCAGAAGAACUCACCAAGGACGCCACAGAGACAGAGCUCCCUGAGACUGCCGAAAACGCACAGAAUGCAUCAUUGGAAGAAUCUCAGGAUGAGGAUAUUCUUUCUACCGAUGCUGCUGGGCAGCUCGUUGAGGACUUCAUUCCCUCAGAGGUCAUGCAAGAUGAGGAAGCGAUAACGACCGAAGAGCAAACUGCUGCUCUGCUGGAGUGA
This is a messenger RNA of Penicillium pulvis, 2313 nucleotides long. RefSeq lists its product as uncharacterized. Lineage: Eukaryota; Fungi; Ascomycota; Eurotiomycetes; Eurotiales; Aspergillaceae. The record is from RefSeq and is a predicted model, not a curated record. The transcript has a single exon. The coding region runs from base 1 to 2313 and encodes 770 amino acids.